AAUUGGCUAUAAUGCCACAGUAGAGGAGGAUCACAUACAUUUGGUGCCGGUUGCUUUUUAUUUUCUGGGUCUUUCUAACGAAACAAUGGGAGGUGGAGGCUGUGUCACUGCCCCUCAACCGAAGUUUGAAGUUCAGCAGAAGCAUCUCUCACGGGUUCCACACACAAAACCCCCAUUCACUGUUGGCCAACUCAAGAAAGCUAUUCCACCACAUUGCUUUGAGCGCUCUCUCCUUUAUUCAUUCUCCUAUGUGGUUUAUGACCUUUCACUGGCCUUCCUUCUCUACAUUGCCACUACUUACUUCCACCUACUUCCUCAUCCACUUUCCUUCAUUGCUUGGCCCAUAUAUUGGGUUCUCCAAGGUUGCAUUCUCACUGGGGUGUGGGUGAUUGCUCAUGAGUGUGGUCACCAUGCCUUCAGUAAGUACCAAUGGGUUGAUGAUUUGGUGGGUUUGAUCCUUCACUCUGCACUUCUAGUCCCAUAUUUCUCAUGGAAAAUCAGUCAUCGCCGCCACCACUCCAACACAGGUUCCCUUGACCGUGAUGAAGUGUUUGUUCCAAAACCAAAAUCCAAAGUAGGAUGGUUCAGUAAAUACAUAAACAACCCACCAGGGAGGGCUUUUACUCUUCUCAUCACACUCACACUAGGAUGGCCCUUGUACUUGGCCUUCAAUGUUUCUGGCAGACCCUAUGAUCGUUUUGCAAGCCACUAUCACCCUUAUGCUCCCAUAUACUCUGAUAGGGAAAGGCUUCAAAUUUAUGUUUCUGAUGCUGCUUUGUUUGCUGCAACUUAUUUGCUCUACCGUUUUGUAACUGUUAAAGGACUGGCUUUGCUGCUUUGUGUUUAUGGGGUGCCAUUGCUCAUUGUGAAUGGCUUUCUUGUGACCAUAACCUAUUUGCAGCAUACACACUCAUCUUUACCUCACUAUGACUCAUCAGAAUGGGACUGGCUGAAGGGAGCUUUGGCAACUGUGGACAGAGAUUAUGGGAUACUGAACAAGGUGUUUCAUCAUAUAACUGAUACUCAUGUGGCUCAUCAUAUCUUCUCCACAAUGCCACAUUACCAUGCAAUGGAGGCAACAAAAGCAAUGAAGCCCAUAUUGGGUGAGUAUUACCAAUUUGAUGACACCCCAUUUUACAAGGCAUUGUGGAGGGAAGCAAAAGAGUGCCUCUAUGUGGAACCGGACGAAGGAACACCUCAGAAGGGUGUUUAUUGGUACAGGAACAAGUUUUGAUGAAGAAAGCAUGGG
Messenger RNA from Gastrolobium bilobum, 1249 nucleotides. RefSeq names its product omega-6 fatty acid desaturase, endoplasmic reticulum isozyme 1. Gene Ontology annotation, molecular function: oxidoreductase activity. NCBI's taxonomy places the organism in Eukaryota, Viridiplantae, Streptophyta, Magnoliopsida, Fabales, Fabaceae. Bases 86 to 1234 code for a protein of 382 amino acids. Gene Ontology annotation, biological process: lipid metabolic process. The record is from RefSeq and is a predicted model, not a curated record. The transcript is spliced from 2 exons.